This is a messenger RNA of Trichogramma pretiosum, 2115 nucleotides long. RefSeq names its product serine/arginine repetitive matrix protein 1-like. The coding region runs from base 238 to 1914 and encodes 558 amino acids. Lineage: Eukaryota; Metazoa; Arthropoda; Insecta; Hymenoptera; Trichogrammatidae. The transcript has 11 exons. The record is from RefSeq and is a predicted model, not a curated record.
UGUAGCACGCGACGCCAGAUUACACAGCACAUCUGAAAAAUUAGUUAAUACAAUUUUAUUUAUUUUUUGCGCUACGUAAUACAAUAUUUAUUCAAAUUUCAGAGAAGCUUUUUCAGUGUGCUUUUAAAUUAAGCUUAUCGGAAAGUGAUAAGCUCGACUAAAAAUUGUGUACAGUGUUUUUUAAUUAAUUUUAACCUCUAACAGCACGACAUUUAUUUUUUCUUUUAAUAAAUAAAUAUGAGGCCAAGUAACAAGUACGACGAUGACGAAGACCGAGAGGCGGAAAGAAAAAAGCGUCGUUUGGAGUGGAUGAUACAGCAACAGAAGGCUCGCGAGCACGAGCGCCUGAAGCAGAAAAAAAUCGAGGAAUACGAGCGCAAACGACUGGAAAUGCUCAAGUCGAAGUCGGUGGACAAAUCCUCCAACCAUUCCGAUGACUCGCAGCAUCGAUACUCCUCGAAGAGCAGAAAUGAUCGCUCGGAUGUUAUGUCCAAAAAAUUCAACUCGGAGGACAAGAAGCCAUUUUUCAACGGACCAGAGCGAGCGAGAAAAAUCAGUCCAGAAGAGUCAAGAACGAUAGUGGUUAAAAUUGAUCGUAAUAUUCCAAGUUCUGCCGUAGAACAUGGCCCACUCAAGUACGGGUUAAUUAACCCGGAAGAUGUUUCUCUCAAAAGGAGAAAUGGUAAUUUAAGAUGUUAUUUUACAUCGCUUACUAAAUUACGUGAAGCGAUAUCGCUAGUCUCUUGCAGAACCAGUCGUAAUAAUCUUCAAAAAGCUAUGGAGACGAGCAAUAACUGCGAAAAAGUUCCCGUUGAACAAGAGUUGGACGAAGAGAGAAAACAACGUAGAAUAGAAUGGAUGAUACUGCAACGGAAGGCUCGUGAGUAUGAACGCAAGAAAAGGAAAAAAAUUGAAGAAUACGAACGAAAACGACGCGAAAUGCUCAAGUCGAAGUCUGGUAAAAUAUCUGGUCAUUCCGAUGAUUCUUCUCACCGUGGAGACUCCUCGAAACAUAUAAAUGAUCGUUCGGAUGUUAUGUCUAAUAGAUUCAACUCAGGGGACGAGAAAUCUUCUGUUAAUCGGCCAGAAGGAGCUAGAAAAGAUAAUCCAGGAGACUUGAUAAAGAUGGUAGUUAUAAACGAUAAAGAUUCGCCAAGCCCCAAUACUGAAAGUCAGCAAAUCAAGUAUGGAUUAAUUUAUCCAGAAGAUGUUAUUUUGUGCAGAAGAAAUGGAGAAGGAGCCAAGCCUCUAUUUGAGAGAGAAGAAUUCAAGAAUCAUUCAUCGAAUGAAGACGUCGAAGAGCGUCGUUCUGUCACGGUUAUUCAUAAAAGUAACCCAGCGAAAAGUCCUCGCGAACGAAGAUCUCGAUCGUUAAGUCCGCGUCGGUCCAAAAACAGAAGUCCUAGUCCACGCAAGCGCGUCGACCACUCUAGCUCUAAUUCACAUCGCUCUAGGUACGAAGAAUAUCCGAAGACUCGUUCAGAAGAUAGACACCAUCACAGGAAUUCCGAUAGAAGAAGCUACUCCAGCGAAAGAAGCCACCGUAGAGAAGAUUCCCAUCGUCAUCGAGACAUAUCCGAGCAUCGAAGAUCGUCGAGGAGUCGUUACGAUUCAAGAGAUCGAGAUGAUCGCUAUCAUCGAGAUGAACGUCAUCAUUCACGCCGAAGACAGUCGGAAGAGCGACAGCCACCACAGCCGGCUUACAUACCGUAUCCGGUAUUUUACAGCGGAUUCCCUCCGAGACCGCCAAUGAUGAUGGAGUCGAGUUUACCAGGUAUGAGGGUACCGGUUCCGCCUCCCAUAGGCAGAGGACGUUUUCCCAUGCCCAUUCGUCCACCGAUGCCAUUGAGAUUCAUGGUGCCACCUGAACCUCACUUUCAUCAAAUGCGAGAUGCCAAUGAUAGAAACGCGUAAGCGCGUGUUUCUGUGAUCAAAUAUAGUUUUGAUACUUAUCUUAAGCUAAUUUAAGUAAAGUUUUAUUUUUUUAUUUGUUUUAUGUGUCACAAGUAUUCCAUUGAGUCUUUUUCUUCAAUUGAUUUAUAUUUGAAAGCAAUAUAUUAUUGCAAUACUUCGUGGAUUGUGUGAACCAUUUUUAAUCAAAAUAAAAAAAAUACA